GGCUUGAAACUUUUAAAAGCUCUGUGCUGCAAGUUAGAAAAAAGCUUUUACGAGGUAUCAGCACUUUUCUUUCAUUAGGGGGAAGGCGUGAGGAAAGCACCAAACAGCAGCAGACUUUUAAACUUUAAAUAGACAGGUCUGAGUGCCUGAACUCGCCUUUUCACCUUACUUCAUCCUCCCAAGGAGUUCAAUCACUUGGCGUGCCUACUUCACUUCUUUUAGAAGAACGAGUGGUGCCCAGGCAACAUGGGUGACUGGAGUGCCUUAGGCAAACUCCUGGACAAAGUCCAAGCCUACUCCACCGCUGGAGGGAAGGUGUGGCUGUCGGUCCUUUUCAUUUUUCGAAUCCUGCUACUGGGAACAGCAGUUGAGUCAGCUUGGGGUGAUGAGCAGUCUGCCUUCCGUUGUAACACUCAACAACCUGGUUGUGAAAAUGUCUGCUAUGACAAGUCCUUCCCAAUCUCUCACGUGCGCUUCUGGGUCUUGCAGAUCAUAUUUGUGUCAGUACCCACCCUUUUGUACCUAGCGCACGUAUUCUAUGUGAUGAGAAAGGAAGAGAAGCUCAACAAGAAGGAGGAGGAGCUCAAAGUUGCCCAAACUGACGGUGUCAACGUGGAGAUGCACUUGAAGCAGAUUGAGAUAAAGAAGUUCAAGUAUGGCAUUGAAGAGCAUGGCAAAGUGAAGAUGCGAGGGGGCUUGCUGCGCACCUACAUUAUCAGCAUUCUCUUCAAGUCUGUCUUCGAGGUGGCCUUCCUGCUGAUCCAGUGGUACAUCUAUGGAUUCAGCUUGAGUGCUGUUUAUACUUGCAAAAGAGAUCCCUGCCCCCAUCAGGUGGACUGCUUCCUCUCUCGCCCCACUGAAAAAACCAUCUUUAUUAUCUUCAUGCUGGUGGUGUCCUUGGUGUCUCUUGCGUUGAACAUCAUUGAGCUCUUUUAUGUCUUCUUUAAGGGUGUGAAGGAUCGUGUGAAGGGAAAGAGUGAUCCUUACCACGCCACCACUGGCCCGCUGAGCCCAUCCAAAGACUGUGGGUCCCCCAAAUACGCCUAUUUCAACGGCUGCUCCUCACCAACUGCUCCUCUCUCACCCAUGUCUCCUCCUGGGUACAAGCUGGUCACCGGCGACAGAAACAAUUCUUCUUGCCGCAAUUACAACAAGCAAGCAAGUGAGCAAAACUGGGCUAAUUACAGCGCAGAACAAAACCGAAUGGGGCAGGCAGGAAGUACCAUCUCUAACUCACAUGCGCAACCUUUUGAUUUCCCGGAUGAUAACCAGAAUUCCAAAAAACUUGCGGCUGGACAUGAACUGCAGCCUCUAGCCAUUGUGGACCAGCGACCUUCAAGCAGAGCCAGCAGCCGUGCCAGCAGCAGACCUCGGCCUGACGACCUGGAGAUCUAGAUGCGGCUUAAGCAGCAAGAUUCCACGCAAACUGUGGAGAAGAAAACAGGUGCUGUAGAAAGUGCACCUUAGGUGUGAAUUUUGUUCCAGUGGAGGUGGUACUCAACAGCCUUAGUCAUGAGGCUUAGAAAAUAAACGCAAAGACAGUAGAAUUCUUAGGUUCAUUGGGAGUAUCUGGGAUAGGUGGGUGGAAGGGGAGGGAAUGAAUACCAAUGUGGGAGGUACAUUUGGUAUUUAAUGUAGUGAAUUCAAAGAACAUAAAAUAAGAGUUGCAUUAGGUGAUAAUAUAGAUAAGGGCUUUUCUUCCCUUCCUACUCCCUCAAACCCUCAAGACUGAUUCUGUAUAUGUGAAAGAGUGGGUGAUUAACUGCAGCUAAAUAUUUUGCUUUCUUUUACCAAGAAACAGAAAUAGCUUUUUAGCAAGGAUUAAAUACUUCCUGAACAUCUUCCUUGCUCUGAGCAAGGAAAAGACAGGAUUAUCUUUACAUCCCUGCUAAAACAUUCCAUUGUCAAAGUUUGCACUUUGAAGGUUAGCUUUCUAGGCCUGACCCUCCAGGUGUCUAUGGACUUUUGCUACUAUGUUUUUUUUAUUCUUAGCAUCAGUCAAAAGUUCAGACAAGGCCCACAGAAAAAAAUUUUUUCAUGCAUUUGCGUCACAGCCAGUUCUGUAUGCAUCCACUUUCGUCACAUCAUUACCAUCACUUAUUUUUGUCAUUCCUCUACUACUAUUCACAUUCAUUUAACGGUUUUGCAGACAUUCUACAUCAAUUGGGAUGUCAUUUUUUGAGCUAGAGUCAGGGAAGCAAGCCAUGCUCAAUAUUUAACAAUCACUUGUACAUGUAUGUGUGUGGAAGAGAAUGUUUUUAUUUGUCAUGUAUUGGUACAAGCAGAUUCAGUAUAAACUCACAAACACAGAUUUGAAAAUAAUGUGCACACAGGGCUCAAAUUUGAAAUUUUCUCAUGGAUUUUGUGGUGUGGGCCAAUACGGUGUUUACAUUAUGUGAUUCCUGCUGUGCAAGUAGAGCACAUUUUUUUCCACGUGAAGUGUCUCCCCCUACUCCCUGUAUAUCCUAUUAUGGAUACUGAUUUUGUUAAUUAUGAUUUUUUUUCUUUUUUUUUCUCUAUUUUAGAACAUAGCAGUGAUGCUAUUACUGAAAUGUAAUCGUCGAUGCUUGAAUGAUAGAAUUUUAGUACUGUAAACAGGCUUUAGUCAUUAAUGUGAGAGACUUAGAAGAAAUGCUUAGAAUGAAAUAUUAAGUGUGCCUAAAUCAAUUUUGCAGUAACUGGUAUUCUUGAUUUUGUCCUACUUAUUAGUACACGUUAAUUCAGAACUUGUAUCCUACAAUAUGAGUUUGACAGACUAUGGAAGUGACCAGCAAUUUGGAUGUUUGCACUAAGAUUUUCUUUGGAAUGCAAGGGAGGUUGAAAGGUUUCAGUAGUACACAUGUAACUAAUUUAUUUGAACUGUAUGCUGAAGAUACGUACCAUUUUCUACAAAUGCCUUUCUCAAAGUCAUCACAAAUGAUUGGUGAAAAUGCCGAGAACCAUACUUUUCUUGCACAUCAAUUACAUAAAGAGUUUUGUACAAUGAGAAAUUGCUAAUUUGUUUGACAUUCCAUGUUAAACUACUGUCAUGUUCAGCUUCAUUGCAUGUAACGUAGUCUUGGUCCAUCAGAUCAUGUGUUCUGAAGAGUGUCUUUUAUUCAAUAAAGUUUUAAUUUAGUAUAAA
Molecule: messenger RNA, 3124 nt
Organism: Ochotona curzoniae (black-lipped pika)
Lineage: Eukaryota; Metazoa; Chordata; Mammalia; Lagomorpha; Ochotonidae
Gene: GJA1
Product: gap junction protein alpha 1
Exons: 2
Coding region: 247-1395 (382 amino acids)
Biological process (GO): cell-cell signaling; heart development
Cellular component (GO): connexin complex
Molecular function (GO): transmembrane transporter activity
Source: RefSeq, a predicted model, not a curated record